CAUCUCUAUCAAAAUUUAUAAAUUUUUUUACUGUCAAAGUUAAAGACAAACAUUAUAUUUUGGUUCAAUGGCUGCAUUUAAAGUCUUCUGUAUUUUUAUUUUACUAGCCUAUUUUUAGUUAUUUCUUUUUUUGGUAAGUACCUAUAUUUAGUUAUUUUCCAAUCUCCUUCAUUUAACUCUGAUAUAAAUGAAAUUAGUGCUCUAAUACCAAGAGAUGAAAAAAAUAGUAAGUGAUAAUGGAGAUCAGCAGAAGGUGGUCUCUUCAAGGGAUGACAGCUCUUGUUACUGGUGGUACCAAAGGAAUUGGGCAUGCUAUUGUGGAGGAAUUAGCAGGAUUAGGGGCAGAGGUACACGCUUGCUCUCGCAAUGAAACUCAGCUUAAAGAAUGCAUAGAUAAAUGGAUUGCUAAAGGUUUUAAAGUCACAGGUUCGGUAUGUGAUGUAUCGUGUAGAGCCAACAGAGAGAGCCUAAUUAAUGAAGUCUCGUCUCUGUUUAAUGGAAAACUUAACAUCCUCAUAAACAAUGUGGGAACAGGCAUCAGAAAGCCUACUGAGAAUUAUACAGCUGAAGAGUUUUCAUAUCUAAUGAGCACCAAUUUUGAAUCUGCCUACCACUUGUGCCAACUCGCGCAUCCUCUUCUUAAAUCUUCUGGCGCAGGAAGUAUUGUCUUUAUUUCAUCAGUUAGUGGAAUUGUAUCGGUAAAUGCAAGCAGCAUAUAUGGCGCGACCAAAGCUGCAAUGAACCAGCUUGCUAAGAAUUUGGCAUGUGAAUGGGCAAAGGACAGUAUAAGGAGUAACAGCGUUGCGCCUGGGUUAAUCAGAACUCCACUUACUGAACAAGCACGUGGUUACGAAACAUUCUCCAAUGGAAUAGUCUUGCGAACUCCGAUUGGAAGGGUCGGAGAGGCCAAGGAGGUGUCUUCGUUGGUGGCGUUUCUAUGUCUGCCUGCUGCAUCAUACAUAACAGGGCAGAUUAUUUGUGUUGAUGGAGGGAUGACUGUAAAUGGUUUCUUCUUUUAACUUUGCAACAACUUGUAACACAUUGCAAUGAGUUGUGCUUCUUAUAUGCAGCAGAACAAAAGAUUUGUCUCUAUAUAAUGCAAUAUUACCUUUUACAAAUUUA
Molecule: messenger RNA, 1122 nt
Organism: Mercurialis annua (annual mercury)
Lineage: Eukaryota; Viridiplantae; Streptophyta; Magnoliopsida; Malpighiales; Euphorbiaceae
Product: tropinone reductase homolog At2g29360-like
Exons: 5
Coding region: 237-1019 (260 amino acids)
Molecular function (GO): oxidoreductase activity
Source: RefSeq, a predicted model, not a curated record